Messenger RNA from Pistacia vera, 480 nucleotides. RefSeq names its product secreted RxLR effector protein 161-like. The record is from RefSeq and is a predicted model, not a curated record. The transcript has 3 exons. The coding region runs from base 1 to 480 and encodes 159 amino acids. NCBI's taxonomy places the organism in Eukaryota, Viridiplantae, Streptophyta, Magnoliopsida, Sapindales, Anacardiaceae.
AUGGAAAACAUCCCCUACUCUAGUGCCAUAGGAUCAGUGAUGUAUUCAAUGAUAAGCACUAGGCAUGAUCUUUCAUUUGCAAUAUCUCUAUUAAGUAGGUUUAUGUCAAAUCCAGGAAUAGAGCAUUGGGUUGCCUUAAAAUGGACACUUAGAUACAUUAACACUACAAUGCAUGUUGGAUUAGAGUAUUGCAAAAGAACUCCUGCACUUGAUCUUGUUGGCUGGAAAUCCCAGCUUCAACCAUUAGUGGCACUGUCCACAACAGAAGUUGAGUAUGUGGCAGUAACUGCUUUCAAAGAGGCAAUCUGGCUACAAGGGAUUUUGAAAGAGAUAAACUUGAUGAAUGGCCCUGUGACUAUUUCAAAGGAAACUGUCAACCUGCUGAAAAUUCCAACUGAAGAAAAUCCAUCUGAUAUGGGAACCAAAGUUGUAACUGCUGUAAAGUUCAAGCACUGCUUGAACAUUCUUCACAUCAACUGA